AUGGGCACAGGAGACUUAGUGAAAGCAACUGGUCAAAUGGUAGAGCAUGGGUACUAUCUGGUUUUUGGCAAUUUUAUGGUAGAGAUAUUUGAUGACAGCUCCAUGGAAAAUCUGGUGGCAAAAGUUUCCAUGACAGGAAACAGAUGUUUUCCACUCUCACUAAAAUAUGCAAACUCUGUGGCUAUGAAAGCAAUAGUUGAAGAAUCCACUUGGUGUUGGUACAAGAGGAGCUGGUCUAUGGAUUGCCUGAAAUUGGCAAUGCAUACAGAAUUUUCCAAGACUGUGAAAUUGGAAAAAUCACACAAGGAGGCCUUUGGUAAAGAGAAUACUUUGAGAGCUAGUGUACCUCUAGAAUUGUUUAAGUCAAAAGUGUUUAACAUUUUCAAGAAAUUUAAGGCUAUGGUGGAAUUACGAAGUGGCUACAAAAUCAAGAAACUGAAAAGUGACAGAGAAAUUGGCUUGGAAGGCCAACUAAUUGUGGCCUACUCACCUCAGCAAAACGGAGUUGCUGAGAGAAAGAACAUGACCAUUGUAGAGAUGAGCAAGACAAUGAUGAAAAAGAACAAACUACCAUACAAAUUCUGGGGAGAGGCAGUGAAUACAGCUAUCUAUAUUCAGAAUAGAUGCCCCACAAAAGCUUUAGACAAUAUCACUCCUUUUGAAGCUUUUAGUGGAAGAAAGCCUGGAGUUAAACACUUGAGAGUGUUUGGCUCUAUCUAUUUCUGUCAUGUGCCCAGUAAAUUGAGGUCUAAGUUGGAGGAUGCAGCUAUCAACAAGAUCACUACAUCCAAAAGUGUGACCUUUGAUGAGAAUUCAUUAUGGGAUUGGGACAAGCAAACUGCUGAUUCUAUCUCAAUUCCAAUGAGGUUUGAAGACACUUCUAGAAGCUCUGAAGAGGAAUCUGAUGAAACAAUGAUUGACAGCACCUCUAGACCAAUUGAGGUGCUUACAUAUGGUGCUAAUGUUGAUUCACCAGGUGACUCACCAAGUUCUACACCUGUGAAGCUUAGAGACAUCACUGAAAUCUAUGCUAGAUGCAAUAUGAGCAUCAUUGAGCCAGAGAAUUUUGCAGAAGCUUCAGAGGAUAAGGCUUGGCAAAAGGCAAUGGAGAUAGAAAUGGAGAUGAUUGAGAAGAAUGAGAUUUGGGAACUAGUUGAUAGACCAAGUGAUAAACCUGUGAUCAGUGUUAAAUGGGUUUAUAAAACCAAAUUGAACCUUGAUGGCUCAAUACAAAAGCAUAAAGCUAGGCUGGUGGUCAAAGGCUAUGCACAAAAGCCUGAAAUUGACUUCAAUGAGACUUUUGCUCCUGUGGCCAGACUUGACCCAAUUAGGACUCUCAUAGCUUUCGCAACUCAAAAGGGGUGGAAACUAUAA
Prunus armeniaca (apricot) is the source of this 1374-nucleotide messenger RNA. Lineage: Eukaryota; Viridiplantae; Streptophyta; Magnoliopsida; Rosales; Rosaceae. The record is from the annotation of a GenBank genome assembly.